GGGACGGAGACGGGGUGGCAGCGCCUGGCCGGGGCGUAGGCGACAGCGAGAGCGCGGCUCCCUGAAGGCACAGCCGCCCGGCGGUCACCAUGAGUGAUCAGGCUUUGAGCUUCCUCAAGGACUUCCUGGCAGGUGGUGUCGCCGCUGCCGUCUCCAAGACCGCGGUCGCCCCGAUCGAGAGGGUGAAACUGCUGCUGCAGGUCCAGCAUGCCAGCAAACAGAUCACUGCUGAGAAGCAGUACAAAGGGAUCAUUGAUUGCGUGGUGAGAAUCCCCAGGGAGCAGGGCGUUCUCUCCUUCUGGAGGGGUAACCUGGCCAAUGUGAUCCGUUACUUCCCCACCCAAGCUCUCAACUUCGCCUUCAAGGACAAGUACAAGCAGAUCUUCCUGGGGGGCGUGGACCGGCACAAGCAGUUCUGGCGCUACUUUGCUGGUAACCUUGCUUCCGGUGGAGCAGCUGGAGCCACCUCCCUCUGCUUUGUCUACCCGCUGGACUUUGCUAGGACCAGGUUGGCUGCCGACGUGGGCAAGGGUCCUGCCCAGCGUGAGUUCACUGGUCUGGGCAACUGCCUCGCCAAGAUCUUCAAGUCUGAUGGCCUGAGGGGUCUCUACCAGGGAUUCAACGUCUCUGUCCAAGGCAUCAUUAUUUACAGGGCUGCCUACUUCGGAGUCUAUGAUACUGCCAAGGGGAUGCUGCCUGACCCGAAGAACGUGCACAUCUUUGUGAGCUGGAUGAUCGCACAGAGCGUGACCGCCGUCGCGGGGCUGGUGUCCUACCCCUUUGACACUGUUCGCCGGAGGAUGAUGAUGCAGUCUGGCCGGAAGGGGGCUGACAUUAUGUACACGGGGACAAUUGACUGCUGGAGGAAGAUCGCGAAAGAUGAAGGACCCAAAGCUUUCUUCAAAGGUGCCUGGUCCAAUGUACUGAGAGGCAUGGGUGGAGCCUUUGUAUUGGUAUUGUAUGAUGAAAUCAAAAAAUUUGUCUAACGUGAUUGAAACUCAUGUUCACUGGUUCCAGAACUGUUUUGUGGUUUAAUAGACUUUUCUGGGAGAAGUGAAAAGACAGGUCUGGGGUAAAACCAGAUCGAAGGGAAUACCUCAGAAAAAACGCUUCAUUGAGUGUUUGUUAAACCACAGAUGUAUUUUGUAUUUAUUUUACGUUUAAAGUUCUAUAGCAAAUAUGAAAUAACUGAUCAUACUUGUACAAUUAACUGAAGAACUGAUAAUGAAGAAAAUACUGAAUGUAAAGUAUUAAUAAAGACCACUUAAUGCA
Messenger RNA from Loxodonta africana (African savanna elephant), 1272 nucleotides. It is a transcript of the gene SLC25A4, whose product is annotated as solute carrier family 25 member 4. Bases 90 to 986 code for a protein of 298 amino acids. Gene Ontology annotation, molecular function: ATP:ADP antiporter activity. Gene Ontology annotation, cellular component: mitochondrial inner membrane. The transcript has 4 exons. The record is from RefSeq and is a predicted model, not a curated record. Lineage: Eukaryota; Metazoa; Chordata; Mammalia; Proboscidea; Elephantidae. Gene Ontology annotation, biological process: mitochondrial ATP transmembrane transport; negative regulation of mitochondrial outer membrane permeabilization involved in apoptotic signaling pathway; mitochondrial ADP transmembrane transport.